Molecule: messenger RNA, 4568 nt
Organism: Hyaena hyaena (striped hyena)
Lineage: Eukaryota; Metazoa; Chordata; Mammalia; Carnivora; Hyaenidae
Gene: NEDD4
Product: NEDD4 E3 ubiquitin protein ligase
Exons: 25
Coding region: 1-3972 (1323 amino acids)
Biological process (GO): receptor internalization; receptor catabolic process; neuromuscular junction development
Molecular function (GO): protein binding; ubiquitin protein ligase activity; sodium channel inhibitor activity
Source: RefSeq, a predicted model, not a curated record
AUGGCACAAAGCUUACGAUUGCACUUUGCAGCCAGAAGAAGCAAUACUUAUCCUUUGUCAGAGACCUCUGGAGAUGAUCUGGAUAGCAAUGUUCACAUGUGCUUCAAAAGACCAACACGGAUUUCAACAUCUAACGUUGUUCAAAUGAAGCUGACUUCUAGACAGACUGCACUAGCUCCGUUAAUACAGGAAAACGUUAAGUCUCAGGAAAGACCAUCUGCUCCUUCACCUGAAAACGGUAAUAAAAAGAGCAGCUGUCUGCAGAUUUCACUACAGCCAACAAGGUACAGUGGAUGUCUUCAGUCUAGCAAUGUCUUAGCUGAUAGUGAUGAUGCUUCAUUUAUGUGUGUCUUGAAGGAUGGCAUUUACAACAGUGCUGUGGCUGAUAAUGAACUUAAUGCUGUGAAUGAUGGUAACUUUGUGGGCAGUUCUGCCCUUCGCAGCAGUAGCCUUAGUAACUUUUCUACCAGUGAGAAUGGGUCUUACAGCAGCAACGGUAGUGAUUAUGGAUCAUGCACAAGUAUUACAAGUGGUGGUUCCUAUGCAAACAGUAUCAUCAGUGAUAGCAGUGGUUAUACGUUUCCACCAACUGAUGAUACAUUUCUUGGUGGAAAUUUAUCUUCCGACAACACCUUCAACAGAAGUGUGCCAAACAGGAAUACUACUCCUUGUGAAAUUUUUUCAAGAAGUCCAAGUACCGUUCCCUUUGUCCAGGAUGACUUGGAGCACGGACUAGAAACUAUGAAAUUGCCAGUGAGCAGACACUCGAAAAUUCCACUAAAACGCUGCUCAUCCUUAGUCAUUUUUCCAAGGAGUCCUUCAAAUACCCCACCGACUUCUCCAACAAGUACAGAUAUUCUUCCGAGCAAAGGAUCCUAUCAGACUUCACACCAGUUUAUAAUUUCUCCUAGUGAAAUUGCUCAUAGUGAAGAUGGUCCUAGUGCUAAGGGAUUUCUUUCAACAGCUGUCAAUGGACUUCGGUUAUCAAAAACAAUCUGUACUCCCGGAGAAGUAAGAGACAUACGACCACUUCACAGGAAGGGCUCGUUACAAAAGAAAAUUGUUAUUGCAAAUAACAGUCCAAAUCAGACUAUCUGUGAAAAGUCAUCUGAAGGAUAUUCUUGCGUUUCAGUGCAUUUCACCCAACAAAAAGCAACUACGUUAGAUUGCGAGACAGCAAAUGGUGAUUGUAAACCAGAGAUGUCAGAAAUUAAGCUGAAUUCUGAUUCAGAGUGCAGUAAGCUUAUGCAUAGGACAGCUGCACGUUUACCAUCCUCCCAAAAUGCAGAUUACCAAGCAAAUAUCAAUGGACAGUUGGAAAGACCAAAUUUACAGAUCAACAAAAAUCAUGCUGUUUUACAAAGAAGUAUUUCAUUGGGAGGAACUUAUCCAAAUGUUUCCUGUUUAUCCAGCCUUAAGCACAAUUGUUCUAAGGGGGGACCAUCACAAUUACUCAUAAAGUUUGCAUCUGGAAAUGAAGAUAAAGUUGAUAAUUUAUCAAGAAACAAUAGCAGAGAUUUCACAAAUGAACUAUCUAAUUCUUUAAAGCAUUCUUGUAAGACAAGAGAUGAUUUCCUAGGUCAAGUGGAUGUUCCUCUUUAUCCAUUACCGACAGAAAAUCCAAGAAUGGAGAGACCAUAUACAUUUAAGGAUUUUGUUCUUCACCCAAGAAGUCACAAAUCAAGAGUUAAAGGUUAUCUGAGAUUAAAAAUGACUUAUUUACCUAAAACCAGUGGCUCAGAAGAAGAAAACACAGAACAGACUGAAGAGUUAGAGCCUGGCUGGGUUGUUUUGGACCAACCGGAUGCUGCUUGCCAUUUGCAGCAGCAACAAGAACCUUCUCCUCUACCUCCAGGAUGGGAAGAGAGGCAGGAUAUUCUUGGAAGGACCUACUAUGUAAACCAUGAAUCUAGAAGAACACAGUGGAAAAGACCAACCCCUCAGGACAGCCUAACAGAUGCUGAGAAUGGGAAUAUUCAGCUGCAGGCACAACGUGCGUUUACCACCAGGCGGCAAAUAUCUGAGGAGACAGAAAGUGUUGAUAAUCGAGAGUCUUCUGAGAGCUGGGAAAUUAUAAGAGAAGAUGAAGCCACCACGGAUAGCAGUCAGGCCUUCCCAUCACCUCCAGCAUCAAAUAACUUGGAUGUUCAGACUCAUCUUGUAGAAGAAUUGAAUGCCAGACUCACUUUUUGUAGAAAUUCAGCCACCGGACAGCCAGUAUCCAGCUCAAAUCAUUCCAGCAGAAGAGGCAGCUUACAAGCCUAUACUUUUGAGGAGCAGCCUACACUUCCUGUGCUUUUGCCUACUUCAUCUGGAUUACCACCAGGUUGGGAAGAAAAACAAGAUGAAAGAGGAAGAUCGUAUUAUGUAGAUCACAAUUCCAGAACUACUACUUGGACAAAGCCCACUUCACAGGCCACUGUGGAGACCGGUCAGCUGCAGCCCUGCCAGGGAACCACACGCCCACAACCACAAGUUCUCCUGAGUGAUUCAGCACAACAGGUGACCCAGCCGGCUGAAAUGGAGCAAGGAUUCCUUCCUAAAGGCUGGGAAGUCCGGCACGCACCAAAUGGGAGACCUUUCUUUAUCGACCACAACACCAAAACUACUACCUGGGAAGAUCCAAGACUGAAAAUUCCAGCUCAUCUGAGAGGAAAGAUAUCACUUGAUUCUUCCAAUGAUUUGGGGCCUUUACCUCCAGGAUGGGAAGAAAGAACUCAUACAGAUGGAAGAAUUUUCUAUAUAAAUCACAAUAUAAAAAGAACACAAUGGGAAGAUCCCCGGUUGCAGAGUGUAGCAAUAACUGGACCAGCCGUGCCCUACUCCAGGGAUUACAAAAGAAAGUAUGAGUUCUUCCGAAGAAAGUUGAAGAAGCAGAAUGACAUUCCAAACAAAUUCGAAAUGAAACUUCGCCGUGCAACUGUCCUUGAGGACUCUUACCGGAGAAUUAUGGGUGUCAAGAGAGCGGAUUUCCUCAAGGCUCGACUGUGGAUUGAGUUCGAUGGUGAAAAGGGAUUAGAUUAUGGAGGAGUGGCCAGAGAAUGGUUCUUCCUGAUCUCAAAGGAAAUGUUUAACCCUUAUUAUGGGUUGUUUGAAUAUUCUGCUACGGAUAAUUAUACCCUACAGAUAAAUCCAAACUCGGGAUUGUGUAAUGAGGAUCACCUCUCUUACUUCAAGUUUAUUGGCCGGGUAGCAGGAAUGGCGGUUUAUCAUGGCAAACUGUUGGAUGGUUUUUUCAUCCGCCCAUUUUACAAGAUGAUGCUACACAAACCAAUAACACUUCACGAUAUGGAAUCAGUGGAUAGUGAAUAUUACAACUCACUAAGAUGGAUUCUUGAAAAUGAUCCAACAGAAUUGGACCUCAGGUUUGUCAUAGAUGAAGAACUUUUUGGACAGACACAUCAACAUGAGUUGAAAAUUGGUGGAUCAGAAAUAGUUGUCACCAACAAGAACAAAAAGGAAUAUAUUUAUCUUGUAAUACAGUGGCGAUUUGUAAACCGAAUCCAGAAGCAAAUGGCUGCUUUUAAAGAGGGAUUUUUUGAACUAAUACCACAGGAUCUCAUCAAAAUUUUCGAUGAAAAUGAGCUAGAGCUUCUUAUGUGUGGAUUGGGAGACGUUGAUGUGAAUGACUGGAGAGAACACACAAAGUAUAAAAAUGGCUACAGUGUAAAUCAUCAAGUCAUACAGUGGUUUUGGAAGGCUGUCCUAAUGAUGGAUUCAGAGAAAAGAAUCCGAUUACUCCAGUUUGUCACUGGUACAUCUCGUGUGCCUAUGAAUGGGUUUGCGGAGCUAUAUGGCUCAAAUGGACCACAGUCAUUUACAGUUGAACAGUGGGGUACCCCUGAAAAGCUGCCAAGAGCCCAUACAUGCUUUAAUCGCUUGGACUUGCCGCCCUAUGAGUCAUUUGAAGAAUUAUGGGAUAAACUUCAGAUGGCCAUUGAGAACACUCAGGGUUUUGAUGGCGUUGAUUAGAUUGCAAAUAACAAUCGGAGUGUUUCACUCCUGCUUUUGUGUAAGCAAAGUCUUGACUGACGGUUUUCCAGGGAACUACUACACCUUGGCCAUGGUUUCCUCCCAGAGAGUGGAGGAAAAUCAUAUAAAAGCAUACAAAGAAAUAGCAUGACAGCCUUACCAUUAUUUCAUUCACUUUUAAAUAAUGUGUUGCAUUUAUACAACUGUUUCUCUCCAUCUUUAGAGUUCACACUCUAGAAUAUAAGGCCUGUGCACCGGAAAUAGUGAGUUCUGUCCUUAACAUUUACCUCUCUUACAGUAUUGGCCAGGCAGUUGUUUCUUAAACUACUGAAAUGAUAACUGUGAAAUAUUUGUGAUAAGUGUCAUGUGUGAAAAGUGUGAUGCUUUUUGAGAAAGAAAACUGAUAUUUGGAUAAGAAUACUUUACUCUGAGUAAACUGCAAUAUACUUAGUGCUUCCUGCAGCUGUUUUAUGAUUUUGUAGACCUUCGUAUGGCACCUUAGCACCCAGAUUUUUGGAAAAUCCUUGGGAAGUGUGUUACCUGUACUUUUAGUCAACUGACUCACUUUUUAGUAAAAAAAAAUGUUUACUUCUUUA